CUUUUUCCUCCAUCUGCCAGAGCUUCUGUCUCUCUGGUGGCUCCUUCUCCCUUGGGCAACCCAGUGGGUUGGCCUGCAGGUGCAGAAGGUGCAGGCGGCUGCCCUCCUGGCCCUGUCCUGCCCUGCCUGGAGGGAUAACGUUGGAAGUGAUGGCCGGAGGCAAUGAGCGGAGCAUGAAGGCCCUGAAGGAGGUGUGGAAAAGAGCGGAAAACUCUUUGUGCGCCGACUGCGGGAAGCCGGAUCCUGACUGGGCAUCCUCUACUUUGGGUGUCUUUAUAUGCCUCAGCUGUUCAGGAAUUCACCGCAACAUCCCUAGCAUCAGCAAAGUCAAAUCCCUGAAGAUGGACCACUGGGAUGAUGCUCAGGUGCAGUUUCUGGCCAAGCAUGGGAAUGCUGUGACUAAAGCCACAUAUGAAGCUCACAUCCCUAUUUACUAUUACCAGCCAAACUACAAUGACUGCCAAGUGCUGAGAGAACAGUGGAUACGGGCCAAAUAUGAACGCAAAGAGUUCACCGAGCUGGGAAAACACCUGCCGUAUUCUGAUGGGGUGAAGGAAGGUAUCCUCUGGAAGCGAGGUCGAGACAAUGGGCAGUUCCUACCCCGCAAGUUCCUCUUGUCUGAGAGAGAGGGGUGUCUGAAGUAUUUCACCAAGCAGGAUGCCAAAGAACCCAAAAUCAAUGUUAAAAUAGAUGUCAUCAAUGCUACGUUCCAGCCAGUGAAGAUUGGGAACCCCAAUGGCCUGCAGAUCACCUAUCUCAAAGACAACAAGACCCGGAAUAUAUUUGUCUACCAUGAAAGUGGAAAGGAGGUAGUGGACUGGUUCAAUGCCAUUCGUUCUGUGCAGUUCCAUUAUCUGAAGGUAGCAUUUCCCAUUGCCAGCGAUAAUGAGAUUAAAAAUCGGCUGACAAGAAACUUCCUGAAGGAGGGAUACAUGGAGAAGACUGGUCCCAAGCAGAGAGAGGCUUUUAAGAAGCGCUGGUUUACGCUGGAUCACCGCAGGCUCAUGUACUUCAAGGACCCUUUGGAUGCAUUUGCUAAAGGUGAGGUAUUUGUGGGCAGCAGAGAGAAUGGAUAUAGCGUCCAGAAGGGAUUGCCUUCGGGGACACAGGGCAACUUCUCUUGGCACUAUGGCCUCACCAUUGUCACCCCUGACCGGGAAUACCUCUUCACCUGCGAGACAGAGACUGACCAGCUGGACUGGAUCGCAGCCUUCACUAGCAUCAUCAACCAGGCCAUGACACCACAGGAAUAUGCAAUUGAAGCCUACUUCAAGUUUAAAUCCUAGGAAGCCGUGCAGGAACCUUGCUAUGACUCGACUCUACCUGGACCUGUUGGGUGGGCUGUCAGGAGAGGAGACGAGAUCGACG
This is a messenger RNA of Haliaeetus leucocephalus (bald eagle), 1368 nucleotides long. RefSeq names its product arf-GAP with dual PH domain-containing protein 1-like. Gene Ontology annotation, molecular function: phosphatidylinositol bisphosphate binding; GTPase activator activity. Gene Ontology annotation, cellular component: intracellular membrane-bounded organelle; plasma membrane. Gene Ontology annotation, biological process: positive regulation of GTPase activity. Bases 150 to 1286 code for a protein of 378 amino acids. The transcript is spliced from 11 exons. NCBI's taxonomy places the organism in Eukaryota, Metazoa, Chordata, Aves, Accipitriformes, Accipitridae. The record is from RefSeq and is a predicted model, not a curated record.